GGUUACCACAUGUAGUCACAAACAUUGGUUCAGAGAACAAGUUGGGACUCACAGCAAGGACUAAGGACUAAAAAACAAGACGUUAGUACCUACUAUCUACAAACUAACAAAACAACCAACUACAAACCUACUCCUCCAGAUCUAACUACACAGACAAUAUGGAAUUUGAAUCAAACUGCUGUCUAAUGAAGAACACCUCUGACAGUGUAGCAUGGAGCUCCAAGCUUCCCCAUGGUCUGGAUGUGGAGAUAUCCCAUCACCCCAGAACCCUGCGCUGUGUGGUCAACCUCAUCAUCGCCAUGGAGAGGAUAAAUGGUGGCAAGGCGGUUACCCUGGGAACCGAAUUCAGGGAUGAGGACCUGUUCAACUUCUUGCUAGAGAGCGCAAUGGAAGAACACACAGUGAUAGAGUUGGAGUCGAUGCCCACAGAGCGAGGUGACGCCAGCAGGAGCGCUUCAGGGUUCAGCAGUACAGGAGAGUAUGAGUGUAGUGUCACUGACUCUGAGAAUAAGUGCUGGGUGCUGAACAGUGGGUCUAUGGAGCUGCAUGCCAUCAUGCUGCAGGGAGGCAGUAGCUACCAUAAAGUGCAUUUGAACCUGUCUACAUACGUGACGCUCGUCCCCAGUGACACUGAAGCCAGACCUGUCGCCCUUGGCAUCAAGGGAUCUAACCUCUACCUUUCCUGCCAAACAUCAGAUGGCACGCCCACCCUGCGGCUGGAGGAGGUGGUGGACAAGGAGCAGCUGAAGUCCAUCAACCGUCAGAGUGACAUGGUGCGUUUCCUCUUCUACAGACGGGACACCGGAGUUGACGGGAGUACCCUGGAGUCUGCCCAGUUCAGGAACUGGUUCAUCAGCACGGCCCUACAGCAGGACAACACCAAGCCGGUGGAAAUGUGCCAGAGGGCAACCCCCAACCGCUUCACCACCUUCACCAUCCAGCGCCACAACUAGGGUGGCUGCCGACACUGACACCACACCAGUCAGGGCCUCUCAUAGAGAUCCUAUAUAAUUCAAUAUGGAUUCUAUAUGUGAUUCUAUGGGGCCUCUGUGGUCAGGACUGGGUUGCCACUGUGUUUACGUCUAAAGGUUAGGUGUAUGUUUGUAAGACACAAUAACUACUUCACGUUGUAUGCAUGCAUGUACUGUAUGUAUGUAUGUACUGAGUACAGCAAUUCAUCAUUGGGAUGUAUAGAUUUGGUCAAGGUUUACCACAAGAUGGCGCCGUUGGGUCAGAUUAUUGUAAGCGCCCCUGCUAUUUAUUGUAACGUAUUUAUUGGUGAAAGCCAAAACGAACGUAUUACUUACUGUAAUUAUAUUUCUACUAAUCAUAAUAUUGUUAUACUAUUUAUUCAUGUAUUUAUAUUUCAGUGAUUAUACUUAUUUAUUUGUCAAUCUGUUGAUGUUGCACUUAUUCAUUCAUGCAAACAUUUGAAUUGUCCAAUGCGCUCUUUUUAAUAAAUAUUCAAAU
Messenger RNA from Coregonus clupeaformis (lake whitefish), 1470 nucleotides. RefSeq names its product interleukin-1 beta-like. Gene Ontology annotation, biological process: immune response; regulation of non-canonical NF-kappaB signal transduction; neutrophil activation. Bases 159 to 953 code for a protein of 264 amino acids. Lineage: Eukaryota; Metazoa; Chordata; Actinopteri; Salmoniformes; Salmonidae. The record is from RefSeq and is a predicted model, not a curated record. Gene Ontology annotation, molecular function: cytokine activity. The transcript is spliced from 6 exons.